AUGGCGAGAAUGCCUGGCAGCGAAGAGCGCCGUUAUAGCGACGAACAGGACCCGGUCUCGGGGGAUCGGGACAGAGAAGAAGGCGACGGCGAAGAAGGAGAGGACGGAGAAAUUCAGGAGAUCCAGAUUACGGGUGAGGAGGGAACAGAGUCGGAAGAGGAGAACGAGCAGGAGUGGGAGGGAAAUAGACAAACUGUCAGCUGCGCUGCCGUGGAGACCGGGGAAGCGGUCCUUAUGCAGGAUACGGACCGGCGAAGCGGGGACGAGCUAGAGUUGGUGGCAGGGGACUCGUUUCUCCUUUCCACUCUGGACUCAGAUCCCGAGGCUGAAAUGCACCCUUCGCCUUCCGACCGCUCUAGGCUGAGCGAAAACACGCGUCUGGCCACUCGUUACGCGGUUCGGAUCUUCCGGGAGUACCUGAGCGAGAAAGCCCAAAGUACUGACUUCGAAAGCAUGGACAAGCACGCGCUCUGCAAGGUGCUGCGCUCGUUCUAUUCGGAGGCGCGCUCUAAGAGCGGGCAGCUGUACAGCAAGUCCUCUCUCAUCAGCAUCCGGAGCUCACUCAACCGCUACCUGAACGAGCCUCCGUUCUGCCGCACGCUGGACCUCACCAAGGACCCCGAGCUGCGCAGCGCCAACCUCGCGCUCGCCGCAGUUAUACGCAAGCUCGAGGAACAGGGCGCCGGUCCCGUGGUGCAGAAACAAGCAAUCACGCGCUCUGACCUUAGAAGGCUCUACACCUCGGCAGUGUUCAGCGCGACGUCGCCUUUUGGACUGUUAAAUAAAGUAUGGUUCGAGACCUGCAUGUACUUCUGCACGAGGGGCAGGGAGAACCAGCGCGAGCUGGAGGAGGACUCUUUUGGUCUCGCGAUGGAUGAAGACGGGAGAAAGUUUGUCUACUUCAAAGCCCUCGGGCCGUAUCACAAAUCCCGGUCUGCGUCCUGGACUAAAAAAAGAUCGGAUACGGACGAUGAUAAUCUGCCUCGUAUGUACGAGACAGGGACGGAGUUCUGUCCCUACGCGAGCUUUGUGAAGUAUUUGGCAAAGCGCAAUCCCUUGUGCAAAGCUUUCUUCCAGCGCCCGCGUGACCACUGCAGUGAGGGCGACACAACCUGGUACGAGAACAAAGCUAUCGGCAAGAACCUGCUGGGCACGAGGAUGCAGAUGCUCUCGCGGGCUGCCAAGCUGUCAAAGACUUACACCAACCACUGCAUAGGCGCCGUCUCUAUAGCAACGCUCAACAGCAUCGCGGGCAUCGGGUCAAAGUUAGCGCCUCUGCACGUUACCCCGGAAACGGUCAACGGAAGCCAAGAGCAACAUCACUUCCAGCUCGUAGUCCCGUACGUUCGACCGACGGAGGAUGAUCCGGACCUUAAACCGCAAAAAGUGACCAAACGCUUGCGGACAGUUGUCUAUCCGGCAAGCGUGUCCGAAUCUGGACCCGAGGGUUCUCCCAAAAGAUUGUGCGUGCGCCUUGACACGGAGCUCGCGGACCCCCCAGUCGUUAUCACGGUCAGGACUGAUUCCGCGCCGCCUGCUCCACACGAGUCCAGCGGAGAGCCAGUUCACCUGCUGACCGCGCAGGAGAGUGGCACCAGCGGCAGCAGUGGAAUGUCCAGUCGGCCCAUCCUGGCACGCUCGCCCGCCUCCCCCCUGGGCACAGCGGGCAUACCCACGCCUGCCCAGCUAACCAAGGCCAACGCCCCGGUACACAUCGACGUGGGUGGGCACAUGUAUACCAGCAGUCUCGCCACGUUAACCAAAUACCCAGAAUCCAGGAUUGGCCGUCUGUUUGACGGGACGGAGCCCAUUGUGUUGGACAGUCUGAAGCAGCAUUAUUUCAUAGAUCGUGAUGGUUACAUGUUCCGGUACAUUCUCAACUUCCUGAGGACAUCCAAGCUGCUCAUUCCAGAUGACUUUAAGGAUUACUCUCUACUGUAUGAGGAGGCUCGGUAUUUCCAGCUGGUGCCCCUGCAGGCGGAGCUGGAGCGCUGGCGUUCGGAGCGGGAGUCGGGGUGUGUGUCGCGGCUGUGUGAGUGUGUGGUGGUGCGUGUGGCUCCGGAGCUGGGGGAGAGGAUCACCCUGAGCGGGGAGAAGGCCCUCAUUGAGGACGUCUUCCCAGAGAUCGGAGACGUCAUGUGCAAUUCCAUUAAUGCCGGCUGGAACCACGACUCCACCCAUGUCAUCCGCUUCCCUCUCAACGGAUACUGCCACCUCAACUCCGUCCAGGUUCUUGAGCGUCUCCUGCAGCGUGGUUUUGAGAUCGCUGGUUCCUGUGGAGGAGGUGUUGACUCCACUCAGUUCAGUGAAUAUGUUCUGAGGAGAGAAAUCAAACGGGGUCAACGUGGGGUCACGACCUCUGUCAUCCGUAUCAAACAAGAGCCACUGGACUAA
Molecule: messenger RNA, 2394 nt
Organism: Chanos chanos (milkfish)
Lineage: Eukaryota; Metazoa; Chordata; Actinopteri; Gonorynchiformes; Chanidae
Gene: kctd1
Product: potassium channel tetramerization domain containing 1
Exons: 5
Coding region: 1-2394 (797 amino acids)
Biological process (GO): protein homooligomerization
Molecular function (GO): protein binding
Source: RefSeq, a predicted model, not a curated record